AUGGUGUUCAAAACAGUUUGGCAAUGGAUUUCCAGUCAGAAUUCUUCAAAUUCAAUGAAUAAGAAUAUUGCUAUCAGACACUAUCAGGAAAAUCUUCUUGCACCGAUGAAAAGUCUGACUUAUACAGAAAUGAUGAAACUUGCCGAUGAAAUAUGUAAACAAAUCUUGAAUUUAAAUAUUCACGAGCAACUGAUUGUUCUCGAUAGGGAAGAGACAUAUUUAACAAUUCCAUUGCUCCUAGGAAUUCUUCAGUCGAGGAACGCAUUUUUCAUUUGUAAUUCUAAUUGGCCUGAAAAUAUGUUGCGAAACGUUCUCCUGCAAUUGAAUCCAUCACUAUUUAUUUAUCAACGUCAGAACGAAAAUAGCAUUUACCAGCAGAUAUUUCAUCAUGCUACACUGUCAAAUCGGAUUUUCCUUGAUGAAACAAUUAACUUCGUUCAGAAUUUCAACACGAUUUCCUAUCCGGACAUCGCCUAUGUUGUUGCUUCAUCAGGCUCAACGGGUAUUCCGAAAUUAAUCUAUGUAUCGCAUCAGUGUAUCUUGCCAAACUUAAUUCAAUUAAGAUCGGUAUUCGACGUGACGAAAGAUGAUUGUUUAUUUCGUUCAACACCGUUGACAUUUGAUCCGUCGUUUAUUGAUAUAUUUCUCGCUGUACAUUCCGGCGCAUGUCUUUGUACAUUUUCCGCGGAUAUUCGUCGGAAUCCAAAGAUGAUUUCCUCAGUAUUCGAUCAAAGUCAAUGCACAAUCGCACAAAUGACGCCGAGUUUUUUUCGUCAAAUCGCUCCACAUUGCAAUAUUUUACAGUUGAAAACCUUAGUCCUCGGCGGUGAACCUUUUUCUUUCCGAGAAAAUUCAAUCAUUCAUCAAAUGGUUCAACUCAACAAACGUGUGAUCAACAUCUACGGUUUAACUGAGAUGUCAUGCUGGGCAUCCUAUCAUCUACUGAAUAGAACUGAUCUUCAACGCGAUCAAAUUCCAUUAGGCAAACCAUUGGAUGAGACAGCGUUACUCCUCCAACCGUAUCUCGAUGAUCCAACACGAACUGAUUGUUAUCAAAUAGUAUUAGAAAGUCAAACCCGUUGGACACGAAUCGGAACGGAGCGGAAAUUCCGGUUCGAAACUGAUGACUUGAUUCGUUAUGAUUCAUCCAGCGAUGAAAUGUUUUACCUCGGAAGAAGAACAUUGACAGUGAAGCGGCUUGGUGUCAUGAUUAGUCUUGAAUCCAUUGAACAAGUUGCUCAUCAAUCAAAUCUGCUUGAUCAAUGUGCGUGUUUUAUGUUGAAUGAAAACUUCUUAGUUCUUCUUUGUAAAUUCAAAACGGAAGAACGAGUUGAUCAGCUCGAGAGAUUUCUGAAAAGUUGUUUAACGGAGCAUUUUCAACCGAAUCGAAUCGUUGUGAUUGAACAUGAUCUGCCGUUGAAUACGAAUGGGAAAAUUGAUCGAGAAAAAUUACAAUCAGUGUAUGAAAAUACUGUCGAAAAGACGAAAAAUAGUACCGUGGAGGAGAUUUGGCAGAAUCUUUUGAGAAAACUUCCGGAAAAUAAUGCGAGUUUCAUCUCGGAUGGUGGAAAUUCGUUGCUAGCAUUGACUUUUAUUGAACAAAUCAAACAAGUUUACUCGACAAUUGAUUCAGCUUAUCUGUUCGACCUUGUUCUCCAUAAAACAUUUGAAGAUGUAGCCAAAUACAUAGCCAACCCUCAAGAAGAGAAGAAAACCGAAUAUUUUUCUUCAUCUUUACCAAUCAAUGCAAUUCCACAGUCAAAUCUCAAUCAAAUUUGGUCAAUUCAACGCUGUUCAAAAGUUUUUCUACACGAUAAUCACCAUCCUAUGCAAUUCUAUUCAUCGUGUUUCGAACAAUCAUCAAUUUCUACUCAAUCAUUGAUCUUAUCUUGGAAAUGUUCGAUGAUGAAAUGUAUCGAUGCAUCUCCACUAAUAGUUUUACUUGACAAUCAACGAGAAUAUGUCAUUAUUGGAUCUCAUGCAGGUUUAAUUAAUGCUUAUCUAAUCAGCAAUGGCGAACUCCAAUGGUCAUUUCAAGCAAAUGAUCGAAUCGAAGCCAGUGCAACUCUUUCACGAAAUGGACUAUUUGUUCUUAUCGGUGAUUACAGCGGAUUAUUGUACGUAAUUCAUUGUUCGAAUGGUGAACUUUAUUCGACGUAUCAAUGUGAAGGAUUGAUCAAGACAAUACCUUGUAUCCAUUCGUUACUUGAUCUGGUAUAUGUCGGUGCGCAUGACCAAUAUCUUCACGCCAUUCAAAUUCAAGAAAAUUCAUCGAAAUGUAUGUGGAAAUUCGGCUUGAAGAGCAGUUGUGCUUCGUCUCCACAAUUAUCUGCAGAUAACACGCGACUUUAUGUUGCGACUCUAGCCGGAGAUGUGUUCGCUUUUCAAUCAAAUGAUGGAACUAUGUUAUGGAAACGUUCCUUGACCAAACCAAUCUUUUCAACAAUAGCCAUCUGGAAAGAAAGAUUCCUCUUAGUAGGAUGUGUUGACCAAAAGCUUUACUGCUUGACUUGUGAGACUGGUGAACAGAAAUGGACGUUUGAAACGAAUGGUCCAAUCUUUUCCUCUCCAUGUCUAUUCGGUGAUAAACUAUUUAUCGGCUGCCAUGAUGAAUUUCUCUACGCAGUCAACUUGUCAAAUGAACAGCAAGGUGUCUUAGAGUGGAAAUGUCGGUUUCCAUCAAUGAUCUAUGCUUCGCCGUUCGUGUUCGAUCAUGGCCGAAUGCUGAUUGUUGGCUCAACAAACGGAUGUCUACGUGCAUUGAGUAGUCAAACAGGUGAAAUUUUAUGUGAAAUAUACAUUCCCGGUGAAGGACUUUUUUCUUCACCAAUUUGUUAUCGUGAUCAUGUUAUUGAUUUGUUACCGAAGAAAACAAAAUUUGUGUUCGGAGCGACUAACAAACAACAUGCGGACAAACAUAGUUUUCAAUACAAACCGAAACAGCUUGAGGCAACGUUGCCUAGUCCUGAAAAACAAAUGUACCGUGAAGAACUUCAAUUUCAUAUGCGUUCAUACAGUCUUCUGGGAAAGGAAAACCCUAAACUGUGCGAUGCUCCAUUACGAUCAAAACGUCAAUCCAGCUCGUUAAAUGUACCUAGACGUCAAAUUCGAUUAAGAUCGUCGCUGAAGCUUUCCCGAGAUGAACGAGAUCAUUUAAUUGGCAAUACAGCAGAUAUUUUCGCAUCGAUGGUCAAAUCACGACGUUCCUUAAUCUUUCAUUUUAGUCAACGGUCGGAUAUUGUUGAUACGAAAACUGUAUCAAAACAAAGCAAAAAUUCCUCGAACAAAUUCUUUCUCAUCAAAUCUCAUUUUCCUCUUCUAAUCAAAGACACACAACUGUCCACUGAUAAGCAAAGGUCUUCAAUGUGA
Adineta ricciae is the source of this 3369-nucleotide messenger RNA. NCBI's taxonomy places the organism in Eukaryota, Metazoa, Rotifera, Eurotatoria, Adinetida, Adinetidae. The record is from the annotation of a GenBank genome assembly.